GUAUUGUACUUGAAUAACCAUUUCAGAUUUUAGAUACGUAUCACGUUAAGACUUCAUAACAAGUUCGAUAUUGAUAUGUAGGCUAUUUGAAUUUGAUCAAAAUGUUGUGAACACGAUUGAACGCGCUGUAUCUAAUUGAGAUAUUGAGUUCAAAAUUUCAAAUUUGCACAUGAGAUAAAGAAUAAUUUGAGAAUGAUCCUGAAAAGGUGAAUUUUAAUGAGCAUUUUUCGCGAAAAGUGACGUAAGUACUUGGAAGUUCCGUUGAGAUAAACUAUAGUUCAGGGGAAAGUCUGUAGAUACGUUGAUCCUUGAUCCUCCAAGAAAAAAAAUAUGUUCUUGUACUCAAUACGUGUACCUAUACCUACCUAUCGGAAAACGUUCAUGUUUCGAGCCUUGCUUUUUAAUUUAGGUGGGUAAGGUGUACCUCUACCUACGUACAUAUGUUAUUUUUUCGAUUUCCAAAGAAUUUUUCUACAAUAAUGAAGACUAUUUAAUUGGUAUAUCAUGUGUGCAAUAAAAAUUGAAGCACUUUUUUGUAGUGGGUAUUGAGUAAGCAAUACAUAUACGAGUAUUACCUAACCUUGUUUCUGAAAAUUAGGUACUAUUUUAACGAACGUGUUCGCAUAAAAUAUACAAUUCUUCAUUCCAGAAAAUGAACAUUACGAUUGGUAUGCUGAACCAUUGAACCAGAUAUGGAGUUUGCUAAAAAUAAUAUACGAGUAGAUUGCUGGUUCCUAAACCUUGAAAAUUAAUCAAGUUUUAGGUAAUAACGUCGCGUGAAAUUUAUUUGCGCUGUGUAAGUACCCACUCAGGAGGCAUUUAAUUACUUACAGUCAUUGCUUAAAAUAGUUGAACGAGGUGUUGUUGUAUCAACAUAGGUACUCAUACCACAUUUUGUAUAAUUUUCUUUGAGUUUAUAGUAGAAACAGUGGGUACCUACUACCUACCUCAUGUACAUAGACUCUCUACUCAAGUGAGUAAGUAAGGAAGCUGAUACAUGAAAUAGUUUUCAGAUACCCAUCCUUUUAACGUAAUUCUUUGUAAAGCAUUAGAAGAAAAACUUGAGUAUGUGUAAAAUUGAGACGUUCACGAUCAGUUUAUUGGUUGUGUACGUUGCAGUAGUUCCAGCAAUCGAAUCUCGACCAUUGGGCAUUCAUGGCAGAACCUCCUCCAAGUGGGAAAUUUGCUUGACGAAGAACUGCGAUAAAGCGGUUGAUGAUCAUGCUGAAUCUAAGAAGGUGAAAAAACCACCGGAAGCUGAGAGAGAGAAAGCCUAUUGGGAGGAAAUGGAGAAAAAGAUGGAGCAAGUUAUGAAGGAGAAAGAUGAGAUGGAGAAAAGGUAUCGGGAUACAAUGGCGAAGGAGAGAGCUGAGAUGGAGCAAGAAAUCAUGAGGAUGAAAGAUGAGAUGGAUAAAGCCUAUCAAGAGGCAAUGAAUGAGAAAACAGUCUGUUGGAAGGAUAUGGAGAUGGUGAAAGUUGAUAUGGACAUGGUCAUGAAGGAUAAAUUGAAAUUGGAGGAAGCCUAUCAGGAAGCAAUGUACAAGGAGAAAGAUUAUUUGAUGGAAAUGGAGAAAGUGAAAGCUGAGAAGGAGGCAGCCCUGAAAGAAAGAGACAAAAUUGAGAUAGACUAUUGGAAGGCAUUGGACGAGUUGGGAGCCUAUCGGGAUAAAACGGAGGAGAAAGCUGAGAAGGAGGAGUUGAUCAAGAAGAAAAUAGCUGAGAUGGAGGCCAAUAAGAAGACAGAUGCGGAGAAAUGGGCUCAGGAUGAAGCCGAUAAGAAGGCGAAAGAAGCAGUCGAUAAGGAGGCAGCACGUUGGGAGGUAAUGGAGACAGAGAAAGCCGCUCGGAAGGCAGCCGAGAUGGUGGAUUAAACUAAGAGGGAAAUAGCCAAGGAAGAACCUUCUGGAUGAGAGAAGGAGAAAACCGAUUGUUUAAAUGCGCAAAACGAAGAACCUAAAUCCAUAAACUGGCUAUAAGAAGAACCUGAUCACCCACUGCCUGAAACAUACAGGGAGGAUUUUUUUGGACUUCUUAGAUCAGAAUAAAUUCAUACCUUAUUUAACAUUUCUAUCAGUCGUGUAGUGUAUUAACAUUCGGGUGGUUUGUAAGAGUAUUUUGAAUUUUCGCUAUCUUGUGCUACCACUCACUCACUGAAAUAUAAAUCAAAUCAGUUGAUUUGUGCGAAUUGUAAUCAAAUUAUGUAUACUACUACUCGUAUCUAAAAAAAAAAAAAAACAACUCGUAUCUACUAAGUAUUUAAAGUAAGAUGAAUGUAAAUUCACUAGACUGCCACCAUUUUGACUAAGUUCAGAAAUGAAAAAUUAUAACUCAUGCUAUUCUAUGUACCUAGUAUGUUUCAAAAAACAAAAAAUAUUUAAAAAAAGAUGACUUAUUGAACUUGUUUAUUGUACAUAAUAAAAACAGUAGAAAAAAAAGGGUACUUAGAAACGUAUAAAACGGUCGAA
Molecule: messenger RNA, 2465 nt
Organism: Planococcus citri (citrus mealybug)
Lineage: Eukaryota; Metazoa; Arthropoda; Insecta; Hemiptera; Pseudococcidae
Product: IgA receptor-like
Exons: 3
Coding region: 1068-1871 (267 amino acids)
Source: RefSeq, a predicted model, not a curated record